UGCCUCUUCGGAUCUCAGGAAACUGCGAGUUGUCACAUCUUUCCAUGCACCAGUCAGGCUCUCCACUAACCACCACCACUAUGGAAGGCAUAAAAAAUGCACCUGACCCGAUCCUUCUCACUCUUUUUGCCAAUCGCUUCAUGAGUGUCGCCGAAGCCAUGGGACGGUCCCUGCAACAGACGUCUAUCAGCACCAACAUCAAGGAGCGUCUCGACUUCUCCUGUGCUCUUUUCGCGCCAGAUGGAGAUUUGGUUGCAAACGCCCCAUUCAUUCCGAUUCAUCUGGGUUCCAUGAGCUUGGCCGUCAAGUACCAGAUGAAGCUCUACGGUGACGCGUUGAAGGAGGGAGAUGUCCUCAUGACGAACUCGCCGCAUGCCGGUGGCUCGCAUCUCCCUGAUAUAACGAUCAUCACGCCCGUCUUCGAUGCCAACUCAAAAGAAAUCAUUUUCUUCACUGCGUCACGCGGCCAUCAUGCAGAUAUCGGGGGUAUCCUCCCAGGGUCCAUGCCACCCACGUCUGUCAACAUAUUCGAGGAAGGCGCAGAGAUUGUGUCAUUCAAAAUCGUCAACGGCGGUGUUUUCGACAGUGAGGGCCUCGUCGACUACAUGGUCAACAAACCUGCGCAAUAUCCUGGCAGCUCGGGAUGCCGAAACAUUCGUGAUGUGGAGAGUGACCUCAAGGCUGAAAUCGCCGCAAACCGUGUCUCAUCAACAGUUGUCGACGAUUACGGCCUCCAAACUGUCCAAGAAUAUAUGUACCACAUCAGAAACAACGCAGAGAUGUCUGUCCGGAAUCUUCUGAAAGACGUUGCCAAGCGCACGGGGUCAAAUAUCCUAGAAGCUGUCGACUACUUGGACGAUGGGUCUCCCGUCCAACUCAGGGUAGAGAUCGACGAAACCGCAGGAUCCGCAACCCUAGACUUCGAGGGCACGGGAUGUGAAGUGCGCGGCAAUCUCAACGCCCCCAUUUCCGUUGUGCACUCUGCCGUGAUCUACUGCAUGCGCGCUAUGCUCGACCUCGACAUACCCCUCAAUGCCGGUUGUCUCGUCCCUCUCGACAGCCGGAUCCCCCAGAAGUCGCUCCUCGCCCCGUCAAGGACGGCAGCUGUUUGCGGAGGCAAUGUCCUGACAUCGCAGCGGAUCGUCGAUGUCGUCCUGAGGGCAUUCCACGCGUGUGCCGCAAGUCAGGGAUGCACCAAGAAUCUCACCUUCGGAACCGGUGGCAAAGACAAGGACGGAAAAAGUAUCGCAGGAUGGGGUUACUACGAGGCAAUCGCUGGCGGCUCCGGUGCCGGGCCAACCUGGCACGGUACGUCCGGCGUGCACACGCACAUCACGAACACGCGUAUCGGUGACGUGGAAAUCCUUGAGCGGCGCUACCCCGUCCUUCUGCACACCUUCGGCCUUCGGCCCUCCUCUGGCGGUGCGGGCAAGUUCCACGGCGGAGACGGGGUCGUACGCUCGAUCGAGUUCCUUGAGCCGAUGCAGGUCUCCAUCCUCUCCGAGCGGCGCACGCGUGCACCGUACGGUCUCGAGGGCGGGGGCAGCGGGGCGAUGGGCCGCAACACGUGGAUCAAGAAGUACCGCCUCGAAAAUGGCGAUCUGGCUGAGGAGGAGCGGGAGAAAGGCGAAGAGAGGGCCAGGGAGAUCAAUAUUGGGGGGAAGGCGAGCGUUUGGAUGGGUAAGGGCGACCGGCUGCUCAUCGAGACCCCUGGGGGUGGUGCGUGGGGUCCGAUAGAGGGCGAUGGGAAGAGGAACCAUGUUCAUGAGCACGUGAAGGCCUGGGAGCCGCGUGGGUCCAUCGCGGAGCGGGCGGCAGCGCAAGCCGCUUUCUGAA
Cyclocybe aegerita is the source of this 1836-nucleotide messenger RNA. The record is from the annotation of a GenBank genome assembly. Lineage: Eukaryota; Fungi; Basidiomycota; Agaricomycetes; Agaricales; Hemipholiotaceae.